Oryza brachyantha (malo sina) is the source of this 1929-nucleotide messenger RNA. RefSeq names its product RNA demethylase ALKBH9B. The coding region runs from base 25 to 1875 and encodes 616 amino acids. Gene Ontology annotation, biological process: mRNA catabolic process. The transcript has 6 exons. Gene Ontology annotation, molecular function: demethylase activity; mRNA binding. NCBI's taxonomy places the organism in Eukaryota, Viridiplantae, Streptophyta, Magnoliopsida, Poales, Poaceae. The record is from RefSeq and is a predicted model, not a curated record.
ACACGCCAGCGAGAGAGAGAAGUCAUGGCCUCCGCCUCCGCCUCCGGCGAAGCCGAGGCGAUGGCGCUCGUGCGGGGGUACAACGACGACGAGCUCGCCAUCGCCAGCGAGUUCCUCACCACGUGGCUCCCCUUCCUCUCCGCCGGGCUCUGCCCCUCCUGCGCCGACUCCCUCCGCGGCCGCGUCGCCUCCCUGCUGCCCCGAGAGGUGGAACCCGCGUCGCCGCCGCCGCCGCGGAUCGAUCAGAUUGAGCCCUCGGGGUGGGAUUCGGAUCCUGCUCCUGCUCCGGGUCCGGCUCCCCCGCAGCAUCUGCCGUUCGAGCCGACCGGAUGGGAGUCGGAUCCGUCGCCGCCACCGCCGCCGCCGCGGGAGCAGCAGCAGAAGCAGCCGGCGGAGAAGCCGCGGAUGUCGUGGGCGGACAUGGCCCAGGAGGACGAGCUCGCCGCGGCGGCGGAGGAGGACGCGGCUGCGGCUGCGGCUGAUGACGGCGAGGAAGGGAGCGAGGCUGGCAGGCCGGGUAUGCAGCUCACGAGGGAGCAGCGGGAGCUCUGGCGGUUCCGGAGCGUGGUGCGGAAGAAGGAUUUCAUGUGCUUUGAGAGGGUCCAUGGUCGGCUCGUCAACAUCCUUGCAGGCCUGGAACUUCACUCCGGUGUGUUCAGCACGGCCGAGCAGCAGCGUAUUGUCAAGUACGUGUACGAUCUGCAGGAGAUGGGCCAGCGUGGGGAACUUGGAGAUCGCACGUACACGGAACCCCAAAGGUGGAUGCGUGGUAAAGGGCGAGUAACGAUCCAAUUUGGAUGCUGUUAUAACUAUGCUACGCAGGACAAGAAUGGAAACCCACCAGGCAUCAUUCGAACUAUUGCUUCUGAUCCGAUGCCUAGCCUAUUUAAGGUCAUGAUUAAGAGAUUAGUGAAGUGGCAUGUUCUUCCAACGACUUGCAUACCAGACAGUUGUAUUGUCAAUAUAUAUGACCCUGGAGAUUGCAUCCCACCACAUAUCGAUAGUCAUGAUUUUGUUCGGCCAUUCUGUACUGUUUCAUUCCUCAGUGAAUGCAAUAUUGUUUUCGGAUCUACUCUAGAAGUUACUGCCCCUGGAGAAUUCACUGGUUCAAUUGCAAUUCCUCUGCCUGUUGGGUCGGUGCUUAUCCUAAAUGGCAAUGGUGCUGAUGUAGCAAAGCAUUGUGUUCCUGCAGUUCCGUCCAAAAGGAUAUCUGUUACCUUCAGAAAGAUGGAUCCAGCAAAGCGCCCAUUCAAUUUUCGAGAUGAUCCGGAAUUGCUUAACAUCACUCCUCUAGAAACAACUGUACAAGAAACUGCCAGAUCAUCAGAUGAAGGCAAGGGAAAGCAACCUGAUGUACAAAUCAGGAAUGUGAACAAAGCAAACAGGAGCAAAAGAUCUAAAUUAAGACCAUCUUCUGGAAAGGCUGGAAGGGGGGGCAUUCUUGGAGAUGGACAUCCUCAAUAUGCACAAGCCCUUGUUACUGACUUCUCGUCACAGCAAAAUUUGCAUGGCCAGCCUACCGUCUCUAGUGCAAGUGCUGAGAGAGAAAGAUACUCUGCCGGUCCAUCAAGAGAGUUAAGAUAUCAGCAGGAUACACCCGGGAUCCAAUCAAACAUGGAUGGUAUCAGAGAGCGAGCAAAUUGGUUGGGUCAAGAGAGGAAGCACAGUAACAACAUGAAUUUGAUUGAAGAUGGCAUGGAAUCUCAGCAAAGGAGGCAGCGAAUGGAGCAUAGACAGAUAUUGAUGAUCAACCGCACGAUCAACGAUGACAUGGAUUCCCUUUCAAUUGGGAGCCAUGAAUCUGACCAGACUCGUGUAAGCGUACGAACGCUAUACAACAAACCAAGGAGGACCAGGGUAAACCUGGAUGUGUAAGCAAGCAAGGAAGCCAUACUCAUGCCUGUACUUAAAUAUUUGAACUUGCUGUUG